UUCGGUUGGUUCUGCCGGCCACAGGAAAUACUGUGCACCUGGUGGAUCAGAUCCAGGGGUAGGUUUGUUAAUUUAUAGAUUUUAUUUAAACUAAAUAUGGUUUCUAUAAAGGGAUAAACGUUCAUUUCAUUCCUUGCUUUGUUUGGAACCUGCUGAUCAUUUUAUUUAGUUUCCAGCUUUAUUAAAGGCAGUCCGGGCUCUUUGUGGAGGGGGGACCCGCGUCUUAUAGGCAUACUGCAAAGCCAUGACGCAAUUCACACUCUGCUGCUGCAACACAAUAAAAUAUGAAUCACUAAGUGAGCCGACGGUGGGAUCUCUGGGUGUAAAUAUCAUGUAAAUGGUGAGGAGGGGGGUGUGGCGCUCACCAUCAUCCCAUUCACCAAAAACAACACACGCCCAGAGAGCUCGCGCAUUUGGGGCGUAAAAAAAAAAAAGCCGUGCCGUGCCGUGCCGUGCCGUGCCGGGGGAUCAGGUUUGAUGCCUCCUUGCCUCCGCAGGCUCCGGAUAAAAACGCGCUUCACGCAGAGAUCCUCAUCGCAUUACGCAGAUUCAAAACCUUGGAUGCAGUGGCCUGCACAUGAAGAUGCGAUAACUACGGCACCAUGAUCCAUGGCUGUGGUGUUCGGUGUGUUAGUGCAGGCUGUGUUGCAAGAGGACAUUGAAUGCCUCUAAAAUCUCAAGGCUGUGAGCCCUGUGCAGGGUGGUGAUGAGCAGUCAGGGCAGCAGCAGCAGGGGAAGUGGCCAGCAUGCUGACACUCCUCCCCCUCGUCACGCCCCUGGACCGAAGCUGCAGGUGCAGCGCUCCCUCUCUCGUGACACCAUCACCAUCCACUUCUCCGCUCUGGGGAAGGAGGAAGACGACGAGGAAGAGGAGCUCUAUGGGUUAUCUGUCGGAUCUGCAGGAGCUAAAUCUGGGCUUGAUGGUGCAGAGGGACUGCAAGGUCUAGAAGCUUCAGGUGCUGAUGAACAGUCUGUGGCCACGGCCUUGGAGGCAAAAGAGGAGCUGCUGUUUGAAUGUGCUGGUCUGGAGACCGUUUCAGGAGCUGCUGUACUCCCUGUUUCCUCCACCACUUUAUCUGUGGAGCCCUCAGACUCUCACCCACAUACACACUCUCCAGCCAUGACUAUUAUCCCCACCUCCACCCACCCCCACCUAAGCUCCAACCCUCCUGCCAGCUCGUCUUGGCCCUCUGACCGACCAUCAGCCCCACCAGCCACGAGCUCCAGCUCCUCCUCCCCUUGUAAGUCUGCAGCGCUGCCCUCCUCCAAACCUUUCCUCAGCUUGGUCAGGUCUUUGUCCAAUGACGUUGAGUCUCGAGAAACCACUCCUGCGCCUACCGCUGUUGCACCAUCGCAUGCACGCCACCGUCACUUAAUGAAAUCUUUUGUCAAGUCUCUUUCUACAGACACUUCAAAGGCUGAACAUCAGGAAGGGCCACUUCAUCACUAUCUUCAUCACCCCCCUCAUCAGCAACAGCAACAGCCAUCCCAGCGGCCUCCACCUCGCAACAUGCAGCUCUUCAAACAGUUUUCCCAGCCUCGCUUAUCCUCCUGCCCCGUCAUUGUCACUCACUCAGGUGGGGACUCCAAAACAGCGCCCUCUUCCCCCAUUAUGUCCCCAGAUGGUAGGUCUUUCUUCAAGGUCCAAGAGGUGGAGGCCAGGAUAGAAGAUACCAAGCGACGGUUGUCAGAGGUGAUGUCAGACCCCCUGCAGCUUUUUAGUAAGAUCAUGGGGGAUGAGUCUGGCAUGGGAGCUGUUGGAAGUGCCACUCAUCGUGCCAAAUCGCUGUCCUCCAGUGCAUCAGAGCUCAGUGGGGUGGCGGCAGUAAACGGACACACAGAAGGUAACAACAACUAUAGCAUCAAGGAGGAGGAAGGAGCAGAAGGGGAAGAAGAGGAAGAAACACCCACAGGCAGGGGCCCUGACUCUGUUUUUUUCUCCUUUCCAUCACUGACACCAGCCCCAGCCCUCGCCCAGGCCUCCUCAACCACUUUCCCCAAGAGUCCCUCUCUCACCCUGGGCCGCUGCUCUAUGUCAGCCCUGGUAGCUCGACAAGAAGACGAGGACUUCUGUGAACUGUACAGUGAAGACUUUGAGUUAUGUACUGAUACAGAAACACCAGAUGGGGAUCGCCCAGAGUCCCGGCAGCCCCAUACUGGUAGCACUGGGUUGUGUAGUGAACUUGACACAGAGGAGGAGGAGAAAGUGGAGGAGGAGUUGGAAACUGUGCCUGUGAUUGGCCUCAUCUUCCUAACACAGUUGGUGUACUUGUAUGUAAUCCUUCCAGUGCCACCAUAUGUCUGUGCGGUAGUGCAUGGGAUAGUGGCUGGGUUCAUGUUGGCCUUGCUGGUUCUUUGGCUGUCCUCUCCUCGACACUCCUCGUCAAGAAGCGGGAAGAGAAGGACAGAGAACUGGAAUGUGGCCCAGCUGGAUAUCAAAGAACCAGGAAUCUUCAAGGGCUGGAUGAAUGAAAUCCACAGCUACGACCCGGAGAUGUACCACGCCACCCUGACCCACUCUGUUUAUGUUCGUCUAGAGGGCUCUGUCCUGCGUCUGUCCAAGCCUAACCGUAACAUCUCCCGCCGUGCCACACACAACGAACCUAAACCUGACGUCACUUACAUCAGCCAGAAGAUCUAUGACCUGACUGACAGCAAGAUCCAGCUGGUGCCCCAAAGCUUGGCUAGGAAGAGAGUUUGGAAUAAGAAGUACCCCAUUUGCAUUGAGCUGGCCAAGCAGGAGGACUUCAUGUCCAAGGCCCAGGGAGAGAAGCCCGAGGCUGGGGAGGACAAAUUAACAGGGCUGUGUGAGAAGCUAGAGAGAACGGACAAAUGUGAGAAGGUUGAAGUAUCAGCAUCUGCAGAGGAACCCAAAAGACCAGCCUCUGGAGGGGGCGACCUGACAAUCUACCUGUUUGGGAGGACGGGUCGGGAAAAGGAAGAGUGGUUCCGGAGAUUUCUUCUAGCGUCCCGGAUGAAGUCGGAAGGGAGAAGUGGCAGUCUGCCUGGCAUCUGCAAGAGUGCCUUCUUGCCCUCCCACAGCCGCAGUAGCAGCACCCAAUCUGCUGGAGGCCUGGAGGCUGACAGCAGGAGCAGCAGCCGGGGGAGCCUGGAGGAGCUGUCUCAGUUACGCAACAGAGAGACCUCCUCUGCUCUCUCCUGUGGCUCUACUGGAGGGAUAAAGCAGAAGAUGCUGUUGGACUAUAAUAUCUUCAUGGCCAAAUAUGUUAACCCCCAGGCACCACCGAAAAGCCCAACUGCCACUGACAGCCCUGGACACAGCCCAGAGAGCAGCCCUAAAGCUACCAAAAAGAUACGCAGGAGUUCAGAGGACACUGUGGAGCCUGAGGCCUGGCUCAAUGCUUUUAUUGGAAGAAUAUUCUGGGACUUCCUGGGAGAGAAGUACUGGGCCAACGUAGUCUCCAAAAAGAUCCAAAUGAAGCUGAGUAAGAUCAGGCUGCCGUAUGUUAUGAAUGAGCUGACUCUGACGGAGCUCGACAUGGGCUUUUCCAUUCCUAAGAUCCUCCAUGCCUCCUCACCCUCUGUGGAUCACCAAGGUCUGUGGUUUGAUCUGGAGGUCUCCUACACGGGCUCCUUCCUCAUGACCCUGGAGACCAAGAUGAACCUGGCACGUCUUGGGAAAGAGGGCGAGGGGCUCGGAGAGCACGGGAAAGAGUGGCCCAGGCCACGGACAUACUGUCUGGCAGACAGCGAUGAGGAAUCGUCUAGUGCUGGCUCAUCAGAUGAGGAGGAUCCCCCAGAACUCCUCAGUGACAAAGCCAUUCCUCCUGGAGGCGAGGGCUAUGUGGGAGGCCACAGGCCCAGCAAGAUCAUGCGCUUUGUGGACAAGAUAGCCAAGUCGAAGUACUUCCAGAAGGCCACAGAGACAGAGUUCAUCAAGAAAAAGAUGGAGGAGGUGUCCAACACGCCCCUGGUGCUCACCGUGGAGGUGCAAGAGUGCCGCGGGACACUGGCUGUCAACAUCCCACCUCCCCCCACAGACAGGAUAUGGUACGGUUUCCGGAGUCCGCCUCACCUAGAGCUGAAAGCGCGGCCUAAACUGGGCGAGAGGGAGGUCACUUUAGUUCACGUGACUGACUGGAUUGAGAAGAAACUGGACCAGGAGUUCCAGAAAAUAUUUGUGAUGCCAAACAUGGAUGAUGUAUGGCUACCCAUAAUGCACUCUGCCAUGGACACACGUUCAAAUGCCAACUUGGUUACUGUGACAAAUGAUGCCUUGAAGGACCCAGAACCCGAGGAGUCUGAGGUCUCGGACAUGUGAAGACUGCUGUUCAAAGUGUAUAAUGACGGACAUUUUAUCAUCAUGGCAAUACGACAAGUACCCACCCCUCCCUCAGACACCACGGGUGUAGCAACGGGCCAACUAUCCCAAUAUUUUUACCCAUGUUCCAGUCCUGUUGUUGCACCAGUCUGUGGCCACUCAUGACGUGCGCUCAUAAAACUGGAAGUGUUGGAUGAGCUUGUGUGAAGCAGGAAGAGAAUUGUGACUCAUAGAACGUCAUCCAAUCACGCAGUUUUAUUUGUGCGACCUCAAACAUGAUUCAUUCUCUGAUGGGGCAUGUCGAGACGGUAACAAGAGUGUGGAUCGACAAAUAGCCAUCAGAUUCAACCAGAAGAACCAUAAUACCUGUGAUGUACAGCUGCACCAAACAUGAUAGUUGUACAGUGUAAACAUUUUGUGCGACGUUUCUAAUAGAGCGGUUUAUCGUUUGCUAUAACGAAAACUUUGAGGGUACUGAUGAAGAGUGUGAAUGUCUGAGUGUGCAUUUUAGGGAAUAAUCCUAAAAAAUUGGCAACUUUUGCUGAAAGCCCCAACGUCUAUUAAUACACAUUUCACAGGGAUAUCAAAACUCAUUUACCAUCCAUCCACACUGCUGCCUGUGCCAGCCACCUGGCACUUAUAUGCAAACAGAUCAAUGGCAACUCACGGAUCCUGGGUCAGUUUAUAUCCAACUUGGACACUAUCAUUACAUAGAGCCUGCGUGCUUUUAGCUGUGCGGUAGGGAUUAGAGCUGGCUAAAACUGACUUUAGAGGAAAGGUGAAUUAAAAUAUAUCUGCAAACACAGCAGCUGAACAUUGCCUAGGUCUGAUGAAUGUAUAAAUAAGAAUGCAGCUCCCUAGCUGUGCAAGGAAUAGCUCAUUCAAUGAUGACGCGCUUCUACGCAACAUGCUUCAAGAUUUGUUUUCAUGAUAUAUUCAGAGCUGAGCAAAAGUAAUAAUUUUCUGUUUUUAUUGCCAAAGCAAUUUUUUAGUCCUCUUCGAAGGCCACUGUAUGAAGUAAACGGUGACACAUAAGCAAUCAGUUCGGUUCAUCUUGUGUUCCUAAUGAGGCCACUGUAUGCGAUGUACAGCCAAAGUUUGGAUAAAAAUUCAUAAAAUGGAGAUAUAAUCUACAGGGAGUGAUGUUUUUGGGGGGCAGCAGGAAACUGAAACCCUUUCGUGGACAUGGUAAGAGUUUUUUUUAGGUGAAAACAGUGGGAAACAUACCCACUGUUCUGGUUUUAUUUGAAAAAAUAACAUACUGGAUAUUAGCCAUAUUAUUUAAUGUUGUCAGCAGACAUCCAGUUCAUGAAUGCUCUUUUUUUUGUUCAAUUAUUUAUUGAUCUGUUCUUUCUGUACUGUACACAUUUCAGAGGAAUAAAACCAAUAAACUAGAACAGUAACUUCGUAAUCUGCCAGACACCCGGCUGCUUUACAGGCGACCAUUAUUUUACACGUUUUCUGUUCAAAAAUGUGUGCUGGCAAAAGUGUAUGAGGCAGAAAGUGCCUUUGAAAUAAUCAAACAUUCCUCCAUUGUGAGCCACCACAUUUGUUGCAUCUGAGAAAAUGUCUUUGUGCCAUUACUGUGUCGUUGAGACAUGCCCUUUGUUUUCAAAGGUUUCGGUGUUGUUCAUUUGCACAGUGAUGAAAAACAUGAAAACAUUGCUGUCGUGUUCAGUGAUGUCACAGAAUGUUCUGGUUCUGAUCGUUGUGGAUCAAUAAAACCUUUUGCUUGGAAAGAG
Messenger RNA from Larimichthys crocea (large yellow croaker), 6024 nucleotides. It is a transcript of the gene tex2, whose product is annotated as testis expressed 2. Gene Ontology annotation, cellular component: endoplasmic reticulum. Lineage: Eukaryota; Metazoa; Chordata; Actinopteri; Sciaenidae. The coding region runs from base 707 to 4282 and encodes 1191 amino acids. Gene Ontology annotation, molecular function: lipid binding. The record is from RefSeq and is a predicted model, not a curated record. The transcript is spliced from 13 exons.